AUGAACGACCCUGUCAGGGAGCCGGCCUUUCAACGGAGCAAAACCAAGCCCAUUCCGAGAUGGAUGCAAUAUCUCCCCGGUAGGAAGUCAGACGAGAGGGAUGGUAUGGAGCUACCAAGCCCUCGGCCAAGCUCUGUACUUGACGAUCAUUUCUCACCUCUCGAGCCCAGUGUCGCAGAAUUGGACAUGGAGUCUGGCAUAACAGCGGCGUCACCCUCACCUCCACCAGUCCCGCCUCACAGGGUUCCCGUAAUUCCAGCAAUACCAAGACCAAACGAGGAACAGCCUACAGACCCUGGACGUUUAGCAAUUUCAGAGCGCAACGUCAUCCCUCAUCGGCAAAACCCGGCCUUCGCAUCCGAGCCUGUCGAACCUGCGCCCGCAUUCAAGGGCGUUCAGAUGUCCCGCCCCUUCACCUUUAUCGACGAGAAACCAGGCCAACGUCCGUCGUCAAGACUGCAUCCAGGCGGCCUUGAGCCCAGCAGGCAUGUACGCUUCAUAAGCCCUCCUAAGACUACUUCCAGUCCCACAUUGCCAUCAGCCUCUGUUGGUCACGCCAGGCCUCCGCCAGAGUCUUCCGAAUACCUGUACCACCACGUCUACCCGGCAGGCCAAGUCAAGUCCUCGAUACUCCUUCCCUCGAACCUCCGGGGCGGGAACCUGUCAGUGGCCACGCCUGUCGUUCCGCGUUGUAUUGGUGUCAACACGGGGUCAGCAGCCAAAACCGUCUUGAGAUCGUUUGCAGAACGCUCUUGCUCCCCGGAUCUCGCCCGUGGCUCUACAGAGGUUGAGGGGCUGGGGCGCGGAAAGAUGCGUCCGAAGCAUCACGAGAUUGCAGAACAGCAAAGGGUCCAUGGGGGAGGAGACGGUGCCGCCGAGUCUGUAGGGGAGAAACGGCCUGGCCGUGCGGUCACCUUCCAAGACCAAUUGAAGAAGGUGUUUGGCUUCUCGUGAUGGUUUCGUGUAGACUUGAGAAAAUCCUUAAAUAGCACGCUUUAAU
Diaporthe batatas is the source of this 1000-nucleotide messenger RNA. RefSeq lists its product as uncharacterized. Bases 1 to 954 code for a protein of 317 amino acids. The transcript has a single exon. NCBI's taxonomy places the organism in Eukaryota, Fungi, Ascomycota, Sordariomycetes, Diaporthales, Diaporthaceae. The record is from RefSeq and is a predicted model, not a curated record.